This is a messenger RNA of Aspergillus ibericus CBS 121593, 3435 nucleotides long. RefSeq lists its product as uncharacterized. The record is from RefSeq and is a predicted model, not a curated record. NCBI's taxonomy places the organism in Eukaryota, Fungi, Ascomycota, Eurotiomycetes, Eurotiales, Aspergillaceae. The coding region runs from base 341 to 3358 and encodes 1005 amino acids. The transcript is spliced from 4 exons.
CUUCGCUUGCACGUCAAGUGAAUAUGAAGCUCGGCAAAAGUCCUACCGAUCUACCUGGGGUGAUGAAUGGUAAGGCUGCAGCCCACCUCGGCUGCUCACCUCGGCAUUGUCAAAGCUCCAGUCUGUUCCAGUUACCGUGAACACUAUGCCUUUCCCAGCAAGUCAUCGUCCACCAAACUCCAUUAUGGCUCCAACCUUUUCGGCAGAGCAUUGGGCCGAGCGCUACGGCCCCUCAUCAACGGGGAUAUGGCGGACCGACGGAAAAGUAUGGCCUAUAAAUCAUGUUUGCGCUGAGGAGCAUGAACAUGCUCCGGAGCGAGUGUAAUUGAGGCCAACUGCAAUGUAUCUCCUCCCUUUCUUCACAGCAGCAGCUCUUCUUCUUCCAGAUGUGCUUGCUAUUGGCACAAACGAUCAGGUCGAAUCUGACAUCGAUUAUGGCACUUUUCAGAACCCCUCACCUAACGUGCGACCACGCUUCCGCUACUGGGUAAACGAUGCGUCGAUGAACUUAAGUGUGGUGGCAGAGGAUGUAAAAGCUAUCGGUAAAGCUGGGGCAGGAGGGCUCGAGCUAGUUGGCUAUUAUCUAUAUGGAGAUUCGUCUAAUUUUGGUGGACAACUGGCAUCGCCGCUACAGUCGGAUUGGACUGUAUUCGGUUUUGGCAGUCCUGCAUGGAAGAAUCUAGUCGACACGGUCUUAACGGCAGCGAAGGAAAAUGAUUUAGUCGUCGACCUUGCAAUCGGACCCAACCAAGGUGCCGGUGUCCCGGCACCAUACAACGAUGACGGCCUUUUGUGGGAUCUUUCCGGGUUCAAUUCAAGCUUUUCCACCGAACAAGGAUUUGACGGCACCCUUCCGGGGUGGGGUGCAGGUCCCCUCAUUGCAGCCGUUACAGGUCGCGUCAGUUCGACCGGCUCGAGCAAUGAGACAUAUAAAGUGCUUGCGGAGAGUUCGCUACUCGAUGUCACACAUCUUGUCAGCUCCAGUGGACAUCUUCAAUUCCAGGCCAAUGACACCACAAAAGGUCUUGAGCAUCUCGUUUUUGCUUACUAUCUUGUCCACUCUGAAUACCGCGAGGUCCAGAGUCCUGCCGAUGUUGAGGCCGCGGUCCCCCAAUCGCCUGUCACGACGUACUCGCAGAAUGGAUCAUGGGCUGUUGACCACUUCUCUUCCGAAGGCGCCCAAGUGACCGUGAACUUUUGGAGACAGGCGUUGCUGGACAAUGAGACUGGCGCACUCAUCCGUGAGGUCGGGAACUAUAUGUGGGAAGACAGCCAGGAAUACAGUGUCUCUACCUGGUGGACUCCGCGUCUCCAGCAGGUGUUCCAGUCUAAUCGAGGCUACAGCAUCAACAGAUUCAUUCCCAUUUUAGUCGGGUCCGGCGGCGGAUCCACCCCAAACAUCACCUAUGUUACCGACGAGGCUGAUGCAGGUACUAGUCAUACUGUGGACUAUCAACAAACUCUCACCGAACUCAAUGCCGAAUACCUCACAUCCUUGACACAAUGGAGCAAUGAGCUUGGCAUUCAGUUCUCCGCACAGGUCGUGUACAAUCUACCGUUGGACAUGCUCGCCAACGUCCCCUACGUCAACGGUCCUGAAUGCGAAACACUAGGUUUCAGCAACAACAUCGAUGGCUACAGACAAUAUGCUGGCCCUGCACACCUCGCCGGAAAACGCAUCGUAUCUAGCGAGGCGGGUGCAGAGAUGUCGAAGGUAUAUCAGGAACCUAUACCAGAACUCUUAUGGGGCCUGAAGCGUUCCCUAGCUGGCUCAGUGAACCAGUUUGUGCUUCACGGGUAUCCUAAUUCAGGCAACUAUGGUAAUACGACAUGGCCCGGCUUCACUACCUUUGCAUAUAUCUUUUCGGACAUGCAUGGUCCCCGCCAGCCGGCAUUUGCCUUCUACGGGGAUUUUCUUGAUUGGCUUUCCCGGAACCAAUUUGUUGGACAGACAGGCGUCCCAAAGGUGGAUGUUGCGUUUUGGUCCAAAUCCACUUCGUACGAAUCUGUUCCAACUGUUUACAGUCCAGUUGAUUUACAGAACGCAGGUUAUACCUACGAAUACCUUAGCCCAGACAACUUUGUGCUACCCGGGGCAUACGUUUCAAAUGGCACCUUUGCGCCGAAUCAGCAAGCUUUCAAGGCCCUUGUUGUCCGAGCGAAUGAGACUUUGACGGCAAUUGGCGUCGCCAAACUUGUUGAAUACGCUCAUGCCGGGCUCCCGAUUAUCUUCUCUGGAGGACUGCCGUCAAACUUUAGCGGGUACAACCCAGAAGCCGCGCGAACAGCUACCAAGGCACUGAAUAAUCUAACCUCCUUGAAUAAUAUUCACGUUGUCUCGUACAAUAAUUUGGCAGAGACCCUCCGUUCGCUCGACAUAUCGCCGCGGACGUCAGUGAGCGCAAACCGCACCUGGUACACCACCUGGAGGCACGACACGGCCACACUCAAGGAUUACGUCUACAUAUACAACGAUGCAACUGGGGUGCCGUAUGGAGGUGGCUUUUCGGUAGGAAGCGUAUCCUUCGAGACAACCGGGACACCUUUUCUGUAUGAUGCCUGGUCGGGAGAAGUGACUGCCUUGCCCUUCUACCAGCAGUCCGAGACGCAUGUCACCGUCCCGCUCCAGCUAGCUGGCAACCAGUCGAUCAUUAUCGGCUUCCAUAAGGACACCCAACCAAGUCUUCACGCCCAGAAUACCACAGAUGGAAUUCUCUGGGCCACGGGGAAUACGACGUCCCUCACCGUUUACCGAUCCUUUGAUCAGCAGACUCGUUCCCUACAGCUUUCAAACGGAAAGUCUGCAACGCUCGCCCCGAUGCUAACGCCUGCCUUUACCCUCAGUAACUGGACGCUGAUAGUCGAGUCAUGGACACCGCCUUCGAACAUUUACGACAUUGAGGCUGGGUCAACGCGCACGAACCACACAUUCGAGGUUCCCACUCUAUUACCCUGGAAUCAGGUCUCAUCAUCUCUGGCCAAUGUAUCGGGACUGGGGUACUACUCGACAACGUUCAGCUGGCCUCCCCAAACUACUAACGGGGCGGUAUCCGGUGCGGUAAUCGACAUUGGUCCCAUUACUCAGACCGCACGGGUCACAGUCAAUGGACAAGUGUUGCCCCCGGGAGAAAUCACCUGGGCGCGGUGGGAUAUUGGGCAUUUGCUCCAACGCGGACGGAAUACUGUUGAUAUCGUUGUUAGCACCCCGCUUGGGAAUGGCCUGCGGACGUACUGGGAUCAACUUGAGACAAGUGGGAAGCUUGCCAGUGCAGUGGUUCCGUCGCCCCCAGAUGAGGCGGAAUACGGACUUCUAGCUCCUGUGCAGAUUGUUGCAUAUCGCGAAGACCGGGUGGCUUAAUACUGAAUUAGAUAUAGGACAUGAUCUGGAAUCCAAUGCCCAUAUGGUCUAAUGGAAUCGGUGAUGUAUAAAAAGAG